Molecule: messenger RNA, 2496 nt
Organism: Dictyostelium discoideum AX4
Lineage: Eukaryota; Evosea; Eumycetozoa; Dictyosteliales; Dictyosteliaceae
Product: RING zinc finger-containing protein
Exons: 5
Coding region: 1-2496 (831 amino acids)
Molecular function (GO): ATP binding
Source: RefSeq, a predicted model, not a curated record
AUGGAUCCUUUCGAAUUUUUAGAAUGCUCCAUUUGCAGUGAGGAAGUAAUAGAUUUUGCUGCAAUAUUUUCAUCUAAUAAAAAGUUUGGUGAUAAAGCAUGUAAACAUAAUUUUUGUGUUUCAUGUUUGACCUAUUUAAUGGAGUAUAAUACAAGGAAUAAGAAAGCAUUAUGUUGUCCAAUUUGUAGAGAAGAAUUUGAUGGUUUCAUUCAAAACAAAACAUCAAGUGAUUUAUUAAAACAAGCAAGAAAAUUAUCAUCUGCUCAAAUAUUUUUAAAAAAUGAAAAUAGUAAAUUAAAUGAAGAAAUUAAUUUAAUAAAAAAUGAAAGAGAAAAUGAAGCUAUACAAUAUAGAGAUAGAAUAAAACAAUUGGAAGAUAGUAAGAGUAAACAAGUUCAAGAGAGUACAAAUAUAAAGAGUCGAAUUAAAGAGAUGGAGAAUGAAAUUCAAAGUUUGGAGCAAGCAAGAUUGCUUGAUUUACAGAAUAAUCAAAGCAAAUUUGACACACAACAACAACAAAUUCUAACAUUGACUCAAAGCUAUAGAGAGUCUCAAUCAAAUUAUAAUGAUUCCAAUCUCAGAGCCAAUGAAUUGAACAACCAAAUUCAGAAACUCUACAGAGAGAUCGAAGGUUUUAAACAACACGCUCAACAACAAGAUAAUUAUAUCAAGGAUAUCGAUAGUGAGAAACAAUUGUUACAACAACAAUUGUCGACCAUUGAGCAAUCGUAUGAUCGUAAACAAUCGGAUCUAUUGAAUAACACACGUUUAAAGGAUUUGCAAAUUGCAAAGUUAUCCGAUGCAAAUCAACAAUUGGGUACAUCUUUAUCAAAGAUUGAAGCUGAAUGUGAACAUUUUAAAAAGUUAUAUAAAGAGAUUCAAGAGGAUGCCAAUGGUGGUUAUCAAAAAAAUAAAAAUUUAGAGAGCGCAAUAGCUUCCUUAAAUAUUGAAUUAAGUAGAUCCAAAUCUGUAAUUGAUUCAUUAAAUACAAAUAAACGUACAUUGGAAAAAGAAUUGGAAGAGAUGAAAUUACUCUAUCAAUUUGGUAGAGGUACUUCAAUCUCUUCUUCAAUAGCUCCACCAACAAUCAUCAAUACUGCAAAUAAAAUUACAAAUUCAUCUUAUAAUUUAAUUAAUAAUAGUAUUGGUUAUUUUAUGGGUUCCAAAAAUUAUUUAAAUGAUAUUACAAAACCAUAUAAAGGUUUUAAAAUUGAAGAAAAGAGAGGUAAUAAAACAUCACAAAUUCAUAAAGUUUCAAUUGGUAAUGGAUGUGGUCAUUUUGUAAUUAAAUUAAUACCAACUGUGAGUGGUACAAAUGUUGGUAAUAGUUAUUCAAAGUUUAUUUAUAAUAGUAUUUAUUCAAGUACUUUAGCGGAAUCAGAGAUAUUGUUAUUUAGAGAGGCAAUGUUAUUAUACAAAUUAAAUCAUAACAAUAUACUAAAGUUAGAAUCAAUUACAAAGGAUGAAAGUAGUGGUAAAUAUUAUUCAGUACUCUCACCAUUUGUGCCAAAGGAUUUAGAGUUCAUAUUGGCAGAGAAUUCUCAAAAUUUUGGUGGCCUUGGUAAAAUAUCACCAACAACUUUGACAUUCUCUGAUAUCAAAUAUAUCGUUUAUCAAUUGAUAUCGGUUGUUCACUAUUUACAUACUCAAGAUUUGGUACAUAGAGAUUUAAAACCAACCAGUAUCCUAUUGUUUGAUGAUUAUCAAAUUAAACUUUGUAGUUUUGGAAAUGCAAUUUCAGUUUUCACAAACUUUGGAAAUUCAAUCACACAACCAACUUAUUCAAAUCCUUCAUCCUAUAGUUAUCUUUCACCAGAGUACAUUUGUAGUGUUCUCGAUAAAGAAAACCAUUCAAAAUUAUCAAACGAAAUCGAUUGGAAAGCUUUUGAUAUGUGGUCAAUUGGUUGUAUAUUUUUAGAAUUAAUUUAUAAAAAAAAAUUAUUUAAUAAUUUGAAUUUAGAUAAUAAUAAUAAUAAUAAUAAUAAUAAUAAUAAUAAUAAUAAUAAUAAUAAUAAUAAUAAUAAUAAUAAUAAUAAUAAUAAUAAUAAUAAUAAUAAUAAUAAUAAUAAUAAUAAUAAUAAUAAUAAUAAUAUUGAAUCAAAUUUCAAUAAUGUAAAUAAUAGUCAACAACAACAACUUUAUUCAGUUUUAAAUAAUAUUUCAACAUAUAAAGAAUCGGCACCAAAGAAUGGUAAUUUAUACUUUAAAGAAAAUCAUAAUAUCAUUAUAAAAUCAAAGGUCGAAAGAGAUUUUAAUGGCGCAAAUUUACCAACAGAUGCCUAUAAUCUCCUUUGUGCACUUUUAUCAUUCAAUCCAACAACAAGAAUAAAGGCAAAUCAAGCUGCUUUUCAUAAAUUCUUCAAAGAUGAACCAUAUUAUAUUCAUGAUUCUGCAUCCGUUUCACCAAAUAAACUUGAAGAUUUGUCAUCUCUUCUCACUGAUAGAAAUAUUAAACAAUUUUUAAAAGAAAAAUGUUCAAAUUUAAUUCAAGUUUAA